AUGGUUGAAUGCCCCGAGUGCGGAGCUGGUGCGGACUUGACCAAAGACGGCGCGUACGCGCAUUGCGCAUCAUGUAGGGUGGUCGGAACUCCAAGCAACACUGUCUUCGAGCCGGGUAAGGAGGGCAGCCAAUACAAAGGGAGUGGUAGUGGAUCUGGCGACAAGGAAGAGGAGAAGAAGACCGACGACAAGAAAAGCCAAAAGGCGGAAGAUUCAAAAUGA
This is a messenger RNA of Parastagonospora nodorum SN15, 222 nucleotides long. RefSeq lists its product as hypothetical. The transcript is spliced from 2 exons. The record is from RefSeq and is a predicted model, not a curated record. NCBI's taxonomy places the organism in Eukaryota, Fungi, Ascomycota, Dothideomycetes, Pleosporales, Phaeosphaeriaceae. Bases 1 to 222 code for a protein of 73 amino acids.